GUGUUUAGGCUCCGCCUCUUUCUCUGGAGUCUUUAUAAGCUGCUGCGCGUCUGUUUUCUGGGUCUUCGGGUUUCGCGCUUGACGGAUUGAACUUUACCGCAUCCACUUCUGCGACAUUACAGAUCAGUCGCGAUGUCUGACGAAGGGAAGCUGUUUAUCGGCGGUCUGAGUUUCGAUACCACCGAACAGUCGCUAGAGGACGCGUUCUCCAAAUAUGGUGUGAUCACCAACGUUCAUGUGGCCCGAAACCGAGAAACCAACCGGUCCAGAGGGUUCGGCUUCGUUACCUUUGAGAAUCCAGAUGAUGCCAAAGAUGCGCUUGAAGGAAUGAAUGGAAAGUCUGUUGAUGGACGGACGAUCCGUGUGGAUGAAGCUGGUAAGGGUGGUGGCGGUGGCGGCGGACGAUCGGGUGGUGGCUCCUACAGGGGAGGUGGUGGUGGCGGCGGUGGAGGAAGAGGAGGUGGAGGAUUCUUCCGAGGAGGGCGAGGAAGAGGCGGUCCGAGAGGUGGCGGUGGCUACGGCGGUGGUGACCGUAGUUACGGCAGUGACCGGAGCUAUGGCGGCGGCGGAGGAUACAAAAGCGGAGGUGGAGGCGGGUACUCUUCAGGAGGUGGCGGCGGCUACAGCCGAGACCGGGGUUCAGGUUAUGGUGAUCGGGGCGGGUCUUACAGAGAUGGCUAUGAUAGUUAUGCUGCUCAAGACUAAACCCAAGACGUGACAUCACUGGCUGAGCUUUCUAAAGACUCUCUCUCCCCCUCUCUCUCUGUUUUUCUUUAAUAUAUACACCUAGUACUCUUAAAGGGGGGAAAGGCCAUUUGUACAAUUUGCGAAUGCUGACCAAACCUUGUCUGUUAUUGGAGUCCUGCCAAGCUUUGCUUUUAUGGGGAGUGUGGAGCAUCUCUGGUCUGAUUUAACCUCCUCUUAGGCUCUUUUGUAUUUUAUAUUUCUUUGUCAUUUUAUUUGUAAGCAUCUGUUACAAGUAGUUCUGUGCACCAGCACGGUGCGUUACGUCAUCGGAGCUGCUGUUCCUUUGUUUUAUUAUUUUAUAUAUAAGUAAAUGAAAGGCUCCUUUUUAAAAGCUGUAAGGGGAUCUAUUGUCCAUGUCCAGUAUCCAAAAAGUGAAUUCCUUGCAGACUGGUGACGGCUGCGCAGCUGGAGUGGGCAGACACUGGCGCAGAUGUGCUAAUUCUCGCUCCGCUUGAGGUAUCUGUCUCCGCUCCACGCCUGCAUUUUAAACUGUGUUGAUGUAAUGAUGAACUCAAUCCAUGAAUCAGUUACUUGAAAGAGAAGAUUGUUAAAGUACACUCCAGAACGGGAAGAAGACGUGUGCUCUUGUGUUCUUUGUAUGAAGAUUUGACUCCUUUUUGUUUUAAUUUUGUUUUGCUGAUCCAUUUUUAGCUUCAUGGAGCUCAUUAAACAAAACUAUUUGUUCAAAUGCUCUGAAUCCUGUUUGUGCCUUUCAAAGAUCUAGAAGAUGGGAAGUGUUUCUCUCAGCGUCAGUGUGAGGCUCCUAAACGCAGUUUCACCCCAAAACCAGUAGAGAGAGAAUUAAUCUGCAUGAACAAAGACUUCAUUUUUAAAGGACAUUAUUUUUUUGUGUUGUCCUUUUUCAUGACAAUUAAAGUUUUUCCUUUUUUAAAUAGAUAAACAAUUACUGUCAUGAGAAUUGUUUUAUAAUAUACCAGUGUGUGUGUGUGUUUUUUGUAUUUACAGGAACUUUAUUUUAUUUUUUUAUAGGCCACAUAAAAAAAUACAUUAAAAUCCUGUAAAUGCAAACAAAUCCCUAAAAUAAAAAUUCCUGUAAAAUCAACAAAAAAAUAAUUCUGUAAUUGCAAGAAAAUAAAAAAAAAUCCCUGUAAAUGCAAAAAUUCCUGAAAUUAAAAGCAAUACAAAUUCUCUGUAAAUGCAAAAAAAUCCUAUUUAAAAAAAAAAAAAUCCCUGUAAAUGCAAACAAUUCCUGAAAUAAAAUAAAAAAAAUCUGUGUAUAUUAAAAAAUCUGCAAUUGCAACAAAAUAAAAAUCCCUGUUAAUGCCAAAAAUUGCUGAAAUGUAAAAAAUUUAAAUUCUCUGUAAAUGCCAAAAAUCCUGAAUAAAAAAAAUCCUGUAAA
Messenger RNA from Xyrauchen texanus (razorback sucker), 2107 nucleotides. Its product is annotated as cold-inducible RNA-binding protein B-like. NCBI's taxonomy places the organism in Eukaryota, Metazoa, Chordata, Actinopteri, Cypriniformes, Catostomidae. The transcript is spliced from 7 exons. The coding region runs from base 133 to 705 and encodes 190 amino acids. Gene Ontology annotation, molecular function: RNA binding. Gene Ontology annotation, cellular component: spliceosomal complex. The record is from RefSeq and is a predicted model, not a curated record. Gene Ontology annotation, biological process: positive regulation of mRNA splicing, via spliceosome.